AUGCAACUCGGCAGAUACGAACUGGCUAUGGGCAGAAGCUUAGGUUUGAAAGAGAAGGUUAAGCAGAUGAAUAUUUAUCUCAAUGUUUCUGUGGGUACCGGUCGUACGGCUGAGCAGAGAUCCGAGAAGCGAUACAUAGCGUUCAAGUGUUUUGAUGAACUACAAACCAGCGAUCUACCGCCAGCCGUGUUGCGUCUGCGUUGUUCGGCUUCCGAGUGCAGGUCGUCGGCGGUCAUCCAAUCUCCCCAAGUACUACGAAUACUUGCGCACUUCUACAGAUACUGGCAGUUCGUCUGUCACCAGUACUGCUGCCGCACCAACGCCUACCGCUGUACCAGGUGA
Messenger RNA from Cooperia oncophora, 342 nucleotides. NCBI's taxonomy places the organism in Eukaryota, Metazoa, Nematoda, Chromadorea, Rhabditida, Trichostrongylidae. The record is from the annotation of a GenBank genome assembly.